CCGCCUGCCCCACGCCGCCAGGCUGCUCCCCGCCAGGUUCCCCAGACACAGCCUCACCUGUGGGCUCCCUAUUCCCCCAGCCUCCAGUGGAUGCUCAGGCCAACCGCGGGGACCUCGGGACAACCGUGAGAGGGACAUCCAGCUCCUCACUCAGCUCUCCUCCUGUACCAGCGGCUCCCCCAGGGGGACGAGCAUGGUGAUUGUCCCUUGGAGUACAUUCGAUCCGGACGUCUGAGAAGAUGCUAGCCAUGAGGUUGUUCACUUGCUUCCUGCAGCUCCUGGCUGGGCUGGCCCUGCCUACUGCACAUUCCCGGCAGAGUAUCCUGUCUUCUGGGAAUGGCUCAUCAGAAGUGGAAGUGGUGCCCUUCCAUGAAGUGUGGGGCCGCAGCUACUGCCGGACGAUGGAAAAGCUGGUAGACAUCAUGUCCGAGUACCCCAACGAGGUGGAACACAUAUUCAGUCCAUCCUGUGUUGCCCUGCAGCGCUGCACUGGUUGCUGUGGUGAUGAGAACCUGUACUGUGCACCAGUAAAAACCGCCAAUGUCACCAUGCAGGUCCUGAAGAUCCCCCCUCAAUUUGAGGCUCAGCCCUCCUAUGUGGAGCUGACGUUCUCUCAGCACGUGCUCUGCGAGUGCAGACCUCUGGAGGGGAAGACGAAGUCAGAAAGGAGGAGACCCAAGGGCAGGGGGAAGAGGAAGAGAGAGAAGCAGAAACCCACAGACUGUGAGAAACCCCACCUGUGA
Castor canadensis (American beaver) is the source of this 743-nucleotide messenger RNA. It is a transcript of the gene Pgf, whose product is annotated as placental growth factor. The record is from RefSeq and is a predicted model, not a curated record. NCBI's taxonomy places the organism in Eukaryota, Metazoa, Chordata, Mammalia, Rodentia, Castoridae. Gene Ontology annotation, biological process: positive regulation of mast cell chemotaxis; positive regulation of protein phosphorylation; positive regulation of angiogenesis. Gene Ontology annotation, molecular function: vascular endothelial growth factor receptor binding; growth factor activity; chemoattractant activity. Gene Ontology annotation, cellular component: membrane.